ACAACAACGAGAUUAAAACAGCAACCUACAACAGAAACAGCAGGUCAGAGCAAGAAGACAAGUAAACCAAGUAAGCUCAGGACACUUUCUUGAAACAUUCAUAUUCGUACAGAUUCAUCUUUUGGACUGAAUAGAAGACUGCAGUGUUAAAAAAUAAUCUGACGACCACAGAGAAAGCAAGUGAGAGCAAGAGGCCAAGUCAGAAAAGCUCACAAUCAUGAUGUCUUCUGAAUUUCUUCUGAAUUUGCACCAAUUCCAAAUGGAAGCAACACCACUGAGAGUCGUCCUGCUGGGAAAAACUGGAUCAGGAAAAAGCAAGUUUGGCAACGCCUUGAUCGGAGAACCUAAAUUUGAUGUGGACGAUUCUGCAAACUCUGGUACAAGUAAAUGUCAGGCAGCCACCAAAAGAAAUGGAGAAAUCACAGUGGUUGAUACUCCUGGUUUCUUUGACACCAGCAUGGAUGAAGCAAAGCUCAAACCUGAGAUAGUGAAGAGUAUCACAGAGUGCUCACCUGGACCUCAUGCUUUUCUCAUUUUCCUCAAAGUGGAGAAAUACACUGAGCUUGAGAUCCAGGUGAUUACUAAAAUAGAAAAGUUAUUUUCUGACAAGGCUUUUAAAUAUGCUAUACUGGUCUUCACUCAUGGUGACCAGCUUCCUCAGGGAAAGACGAUCAAACAGUUUGUCAGUGAAAACAAGGAUCUGAAAGAGCUUUCAGAAAAAUGUGGUGGCCGCUGUCAUGUUGUUGAUAAUAAAUACUGGAACAACAACCAGCAAGAUCGUUACAGAAACAACCAGGUCCAGAUCACACAGUUGCUCAGCACAAUCAAUCAACUGGUGGAGCAAAAUGGAAGAGAAUGCUACACCAAUGAGUUGCUGCAAGCAGUGGAGAGAAACAUCAGAGAAGAGACGGAGCGAACCGGAUCCAGAGAGGAGGCAAAGAAAAAUGUCUCUGACACUUUCCUCAAGAAGACAGCUGGUUUUGACACAGAAGAUUUGCUGGCAGCUUUUGUUGGUCAUCCAGGAAAGGUUGCAUUGGUUGUUGCAGUAUUUCUUGGUGUUGUUAUUGUUGCAGGACCAAUUGCUGGAGUUGCAGUAGGGGUAGCUGCUGGAGCUGCUUCAGGGGUAGCUGCUGGAGCUGCUGCUGGAGCAGCUGUUGGAUCUGUUGUGGGGUUAGCUGCUGGAGCUGGUGCAGCAGGGGCAACUGUCAGAGGUGUUGUAGCAGCAGCUCGUAGACGUCCUGCGGAAUAUGAACUUGUUGAAACAGAUUCAGUUGAAGAGGUUGAAGUGUAUCCAGCCGAGACAACAUGUGAAUCAUUAAACACACAGAGAAAAACAAAGGCCGAAUAGAGAGGCAUACCUCUGAUAAAAAGAAAAAAAAAAUCCGACAAAACAAUAAACCUUUCAGGUGAUUUGUACACACACACACA
Messenger RNA from Salarias fasciatus (jewelled blenny), 1428 nucleotides. Its product is annotated as GTPase IMAP family member 4-like. Gene Ontology annotation, molecular function: GTP binding. Lineage: Eukaryota; Metazoa; Chordata; Actinopteri; Blenniiformes; Blenniidae. Bases 218 to 1348 code for a protein of 376 amino acids. The transcript is spliced from 3 exons. The record is from RefSeq and is a predicted model, not a curated record.